AUGUCCAACUCGUCGUAUGCCAAAGGUCAUAAGUCCUCUAAGGAACAGUUGAACGAUGAGAAUAAAAUAAUAGAGACGCUUAGAGACGGCACCGACACCAAGGGGAAAGCCAAAGAAAUCGAUCCGAGCACCAGUGUUAUCGACAAUGUCGACCGAGGACCAGAAAAAUCGGAGGAGCAUUCUACAGUCCUUGUUGUCUUGACCAUCGGGAUCUGCCUCGUUGCGUUCGCAGUGAGCUUGGACAACACAAUCCUGGCAACCGCAAUACCACGCAUCACCGCCGAGUUCGACACCCUCGACAACGCAGCAUGGUACCGCAGCGCCUCCUUCGUCGCCUCGGCCGGCCUCCAGCUCCCGCUCGCCAAGCUCUACACCUACUUUGACGCAAAGUGGACGUACCUCGCCAGCCUCACCGUCUUCGAGCUCGGCUGCGUCAUAUGCGCAGUGGCAACCAACCCCGACAUCUUCAUCGCGGGCCGUGCCGUGUCGGGUGCGGGUGCGGCAGGGUUAUACCCAGGCGUGGUGAACAUUCUUGGACUGGCCGCGUCCGCAAAAUUACGUCCCGUGCUGUUUGCCGUCGUUACGGGGGCCGUUGGGGUCGCGUCGCUGGUCGGUCCGCCAGUGGGUGGCAUUUUCACCGACUCGUCAAGGAUGACGUGGAGAUGGUGUUUUUGGGUCAACCUGCCCAUUGGAGGUGUUGCUGGUGCAAUCGUUUUGCUGGCCCUCCGUCCACCACGGUUGAACCUGUGGAAAAAGACCGAUACAGGCAGCAGCGACGGCAAAGCUCAACUGUCAGCAAAACAGCCCCUGGAACAAACCCAGCCGCUCACACAAAAGCUCCUAAAACUAGACCCGGUGGGCACGAUAUUCCUAUCCGGAGCAACCGUCAGCCUCCUCCUCGCCCUGCAAUGGGGCGGCACCAGCUACUACUGGACCGACAAGCCAGUCUGGGGCUGCCUAGCCGCCGCCGGGCUGCUAUUGUCCUCUUUCGCCUUUGUGCAGCGCUACUUCCGCGACCCAGCCUCCGCCUCCAUCCCGCCCGGCCUCUUCCGCUGCCGCACCGUCCUGACCUCCGCCCUCCUGGCCACAACCCUAUCCGCCGCGCUGCUCGCGCACGUCUUCCUCCUCCCCUUUUACUUCCAAGCCGUGCGCGGCACGACGGCAACCGGCUCCGGCCUGCGCAUGCUGGCGUACCUCGGCGCGGCGGCGCUGGGCGGCGUCGUGUUUGGCGCAGCCGUGGCGAGCGGCCGGGUCGGGCGGCGGUAUGGGGUGUGCGCAUUCGUCGCGACGGGGCUGUUCGUCGUCGGCGCGGGCUUGCUGCACACGCUUGGCGUCGACACGCCGCCCGGCACGGCGGCGGCGUACCAGGUGGUGGCGGGCGUCGCGGUCGGCGUCGCGUGGCAGGUGCCGUUCGUGGCGGUGCAGCAGCAGCAGCGGGCGGGGGAGCUCGGGGUGGGCGGGCACGGUGUCGCGAAUGCGUUGAUCGCCUGUGCCAAUUCGUUCGGGGCUGCUCUGGGUAUCUUCGUGGUUCAGAACAUAUUCUUGGGGACGCUGGCGAGUGGGUUGGGGGACGUUGCUGGCUUGACAACUGAACAUGUCGAUGCGAUCCUCCGCGCGGGCAGGCUGCCGGGUAUGAGGGAUCCCGUGUUUAUGAAUCCUCUGUUGUUGCAUGAGGUCGUGGCGGCUUUUGCCGCUGCUGUCGAUGCCGCAUUUGUCUUUCCUGUCGUCGCUGGUGUGUUUGCCUUCUUGGCUAGUCUCAUCUUGCUGUGGUGA
Pyricularia grisea is the source of this 1773-nucleotide messenger RNA. RefSeq lists its product as uncharacterized. Lineage: Eukaryota; Fungi; Ascomycota; Sordariomycetes; Magnaporthales; Pyriculariaceae. The coding region runs from base 1 to 1773 and encodes 590 amino acids. Gene Ontology annotation, biological process: transmembrane transport. Gene Ontology annotation, molecular function: transmembrane transporter activity. The transcript is spliced from 2 exons. The record is from RefSeq and is a predicted model, not a curated record.